UAGAUUGGAAUUCCGAUUUCACUGCUGCGAAGUUCUGUGCUAUUCUUGGCACCAACUAACAUUGACUCCACAUCUUCAGACUUAUUCUAUCAGCAAGUGUAUAGGCACUAACAGGUCAUUGGCUAUGACUGUGUGUGCUUAUAAAAGUUUUUCGCUGAUUAAGUUCGUGUGGUUAUGAUAGUCCUACGUUGAUUAUGUCCGUGUGGUUAUAACAGUUUUUCGCUGGAGGAUGGACAAUUGGACACUUUAACCUCACAUCGACUCCAGAUUUCCCGAAUAAGCCAACCGUCACUGGACAGGAACUGGACAUUAUGCAACAUACCGCGUCAUAUACAAAUCAUCGUGAUUCCCUUAACCGUAUAAUUCUCAAGUGUGGAGCAGAAAACGUGUGGGCCACCAUAUGAUGUAGACACAAGUAACACAAAUGAUAUCUCCGGCCUGUAGCUAUUUUGGAAUUGCCAAUAGUGUUUUGACAAGACAAUGGCAAGGAUGAGUAAAUGUAAAUCAAGAUGAAAUACAAUUUAGAGAUCAGAGGAAAUUAUUGUUAAUUUGACAACACCGUGGAGAGUGGUUGUGGAUCAAUAUUCCAUUAAUUGACAACACCGUGGAGAGUGGUUGUUGACCAAUAUUCCAUUAAUUGACAACACCGUGGAGAGUGGUUGUUGACCAAUAUUGGAUUAAUUGACAACACCGUGGAGAGUGGUUGUUGACCAAUAUUGGAUUAAUUGACAACACCUUGGUGAGUGGUUGUUGGCCAGUGUUGGAUUUAUUGACAACACCGUGGUGAGUGGUUGUGGAUCCGUGUUGGAUUUAUUGGUGGAGCUCUGUGGAUUAUUUGAGGUCGUACUUGUGUGCCCUGUAAGAGAACAUACGUGUGCGUAGUCGGUACCUGAUAAAUCAGAUCAUCAUUACCAUGUUCGAGGUUUCUAUUGGGGAUAUCGAGCGGUUGUACACUUUCCAGAAGUGGGCGGUACCCGUGGUAGUAGCGUUCGGUCUGCCACUAAACCUACUCAGCUUCUACUUAUUCUGGCGAACCAAGUUACGGAAGGCGUCGUCCUCUAGGUACAUGGCGGCCAUGGCUUUGGCGGACAAUGGCUUCCUUUGCAGUAAGAUGCUCGCACACCUGCCGAUGUUCGAAGUUCCCGUCUACCACAUGCACGGCUCGUGUCAGAUAAUCAUGUAUUUAAACCAUGUGUCCACGUUCCUGGCAAUCUGGUUCCUCGCUGCCCUUGUUAUAGAGAAGAGUAUAGGUAUGUGCUGGCCCCGUAAAAAGUCUAACUUCUGUACUGUAUUCCGCGCUAAGUGUGUGAUAGCGGCCCUAACUGUGCUAUCAAUCGUCUGUUAUCACUACAUCACGUGGACAAUAGGGCCUAGUACAGACAAAUUGUAUUGUCUGCCUUGGCCUGACGAUAAUCUUCUACAACCAUUUGAAAAACUUACUCGAAUGGAUGCUUUCCUCGUAGCCGUUAUACCACACGCGACAAUAUUUGUGUUAUCGUGCCUUAUUUCGGUGAAGACUUGUAUAUACUACAGUCAAUCUAAGUCACCGGAACAGGAACAAUUUGUCCGGCGUCAGAGGACAUGUCUUCCCCAGGAAAAGGAGUUCCGGACGACACCAUCUCUCCUCUGUGUUGCCUUCACUACUGUGCUACUGGACGUGCCAAAUAGUAUCAUCCGGGUCUUCUUCAUUAUGCACCCCAUCUAUAGUCCAGUGGCUUCAUUCCUCCAGUUUGUCACAUACUCUAUAAAGACAGAGAUUUAUUUCCUUUCCUCCUCACAGUUCCGAAUGGAGGUAUGGCGUCUAAUCGCAAGAAUAGCUCGAUUUUGUAGGAUCAUAGAACCUGAAAACGACACCCAAACCGUCAGUCAGCAGACGGACAAUGGCGGUGAAAUCAUCGUCGAGGGAAAGGUUUAGAUCAGCAGUGGCGGGCCGUGUGACAUGCGGAGUGUUUUAUCAAAUGUUAAUCUUAGACCAGACGUACAAAUGUACCACGUGUUGAGAAACUGGAUACGGUGUCGUUUUGUGUAUCAUGGAAUCUCUUCAUUACUAUCCAAUAUAGCUGAUUAGCCCAUGCUAUAGUCCUCAAUGAUUAUAGGCAUAGGGCCUCCGUGUUCAAUCCAACACACUAUUGGCACGUGUAACAGUAAUGUGGCAUGUAUUUUAUUCCGGAAGUAAAGUUUUUACGUAACUUAACGCACGGUACAUGGUGCAUGGUACCGUAGAGCGAGUUGCCUUCCAAGGAAGUGACGAAUCAGUAAGUAAGAUGGCAUGUACAGGAAGUGACGUUUAUAUGUUAAACGAGCAUUGUGUCAUAUCCGGAAGUGACGUAUUCUAUAAGGGAAAUGACAUUUUGUGUGUCUAAGUCUCAAAAGGGCCUACCACGUAUUAACGAGAUACCGUAUAACAAAUAUAAAUACGUAAUUAAUUUGUAACUUGAUUUACCCGGUAUGUGUCACAGUAUCACAGGGAAGUGACACAUUGUUAAAUUGAUUUGAUUGAACCAAGGUCACAAGCCGACGGCCAUCUAGUGCUACGGGGAAGUAGUACAAAUCGGGAAAAUUAGUGUCAUGUGACCAUAAAAUGUCGCCAUGUAAUCAUGUACGAUGUUUUAUGUUUUCUUGAAUUGAACACCUAAGUACUAAUUGAAAUAUAGACAUUAAUCAAGUAUUAUCUGUUUAUAUUGUACAAAGCCUACUAUUAUCCUGCUGUCAUUAUCAAAAGUAUCAUAUUUUGUUCCCAGGUUAAUAAUCAGAUCUAAAACAUGUUAUAUCAAUCAAACUUUUCACUCUGUCAUGAUAUCCAGAGGGAGUCAAACUAUCUGUCUCCCGAGGGAACCGAACUAUCUGUCUCCCGAGGGGGUCAAACUAACCAUCUCCCGAGGGGGUCAAACUAUCUAUUUCCCGAGGGGGUCAAACUAUCUGUCUCCAGAGGGAGUCACACUAUCCAUCUCCCGAGGGAGUCAAACUAUCUUUCUCCCGAGGGGUCAAACUAUCUGUCUCCCGAGGGGGUCAAACUAUCCAUCUCCCUAGGGGUCAAACUAUCUAUCUCCAGAGGGGGUCAAACUUACUAUCUCCCGAGGGGGUCAAACUAUCCAUCUCCCGAGGGGACCGAACUAUCUGUCUCCCGAGGGGGUCAAACUAACCAUCUCCCGAGGGGGUCAAACUAUCUAUUUCCCGAGGGGGUCAAACUAUCUGUCUCCAGAGGGAGUCACACUAUCUUUCUCCCGAGGGGUCAAACUAUCCGUCUCCCGAGGGGAUCAAACUAUCCAUCUCCCGAGGGGGUCAAACUAUCCAUCUCCCGAGAAGAUCAAACCAUCUUUCUUCAGAGGGGGACACUAACUAUCUACCGCGGGGGGUCAAGCUGUCUCCCGAGGGGGUCAAACUAUCCAUCUCCGGAGGGGGUCAAACUAUCUUUCUCCCGAGGGGGUCAAACUAUCUAUUUCACGAGGGGGUCAAACUAUCUAUCUCCCGAGGGGAUCAAACUCUCUAUCUCCCGAGGGAGUCAAACUAUCCAUCUCCCGAGGGGGUCAAACUAUCCGUCUCCCGAGGGGGUCAAACUAUCCAUCUCCCGAGGGGGUAAAACCAUCUAUCUCCAGAUGGGGACACUAACUAUCUACCGAGGGGGUCAAACUAACUAUUCCCCGAGGGGGUCAAACUAUCUGUCUCCCGAGGGGGUCAAACUAUCUGUCUGCCGAGGGGGUCAAACUAACUAUUUCCCGAGGGGGACACCAACUACAUUAUAUAAUCUCCCGAGGGGAUCAAACUGUCUGUCUCCCAAAGGGGGGGUCAAGCUAUCUAUCUCCCUAGUGUAUCAAGCUAUCUAUCUCCCUAGUGUAUCAAGCUAUCUAUCUCCCGAGAGGAUUAUCAAACUAUCGGUCUCAGAGGAUUAUCAAACUAUCGGUCUCAGAGGGUUAUCAAACUAUCGGUCUCAGAGGGUUAUCAAACUAUCGGUCUCAGAGGGUUAUCAAACUAUCGGUCUCAGAGGGUUAUCAAGCUAUCUAUCUCCCGAGAGGGUUAUCAAACUAUCGGUCUCAGAGGAUUAUCAAACUAUCGGUCUCAGAGGGUUAUCAAACUAUCGGUCUCAGAGGGUUAUCAAGCUAUCUAUCUCCCGAGAGGGUUAUCAAAUUAUCGGUCUCAGAGGGUUAUCAAACUAUCGGUCUCAGAGGGUUAUCAAACUAUCGGUCUCAGAGGGUUAUCAAACUAUCGGUCUCAGAGGGUUAUCAAGCUAUCUACAAAGUAUCUCCCGAGAGGGUUAUCAAACUAUCGAUCUCAGAGGGUUAUCAAGCUAUCUAUCUCCCGAGAGGGUUAUCAAACUAUCGGUCUCAGAGGGUUAUCAAACUACAUGUAUCAGCCUCCCUGGGUAACCAAAUAAUCAGUCUUUCGGGGUUAUCAAACUAUCGGUCACCUGGGGUUAUCAAACUAUCAGCCUUCCUGGGUAACCAGACUAUCGGUCACCUGGGCGACCCAGUCACGGGCGAACCAGUCACGGGUGAACCAGUCAUCCCCCUCGCAAAGAUACUAAGCACCACACCAAAAUGUUUAGAAAGGUGAGAAAAGAGAAGUUCACGAAAAGUCGCCUCCUACGAGCCGUGCAAUGUGGACAGCAUAAUAAAACUAUUUUUGAAUUAUGUUGUCCAAGUUAAUAAAAGUAUAUGUAAAUCAAGCGAUACAUUCGUUUAUUUUUUCGUAUAACAUAUUUGUUAUCUCAAAAUUAUCUAUGCAUAAUGCUCCCCCACUGGUUCUAGUGAUAAUUACUCUACACACCUUACUGUCUCCUAGUUGGGGACAGCUGCUGAUGGGUUUGGGGUUUACGGGAACGACAAAUUGGUGUAGAUAUGAUAGGUAAACUGUCUAUAAUCAUGUAAGUCAAUAGUAUUACAUACCUAGAUUAAUAAAAAUGGAAUAAAUUGUACAGAA
This is a messenger RNA of Pecten maximus, 4917 nucleotides long. RefSeq lists its product as uncharacterized. Gene Ontology annotation, biological process: G protein-coupled receptor signaling pathway. The transcript has 2 exons. Gene Ontology annotation, molecular function: G protein-coupled receptor activity. The coding region runs from base 914 to 1915 and encodes 333 amino acids. Lineage: Eukaryota; Metazoa; Mollusca; Bivalvia; Pectinida; Pectinidae. Gene Ontology annotation, cellular component: plasma membrane. The record is from RefSeq and is a predicted model, not a curated record.